Messenger RNA from Aspergillus clavatus NRRL 1, 423 nucleotides. RefSeq lists its product as uncharacterized. NCBI's taxonomy places the organism in Eukaryota, Fungi, Ascomycota, Eurotiomycetes, Eurotiales, Aspergillaceae. The coding region runs from base 1 to 423 and encodes 140 amino acids. The record is from RefSeq and is a predicted model, not a curated record. The transcript is spliced from 4 exons.
AUGAUGGACUCAAGGGGCGGAAACCACACAAAAGCCGCCUUUGAGUAUAACGAAGGCUCAAACAGAAUCUACCAGCAGGAAAAGAACUCCAUGAAGGAGCAACCCAACUACCAGGUCAAACAGCAGUCAGCGGAAGAUCUUGAACAUCUCCCCUGGGAAGAGCUCCAACGGCAUUAUUCGAACGCUAUUGAUAAACACAAUCAAGCCGAAGAAGAGCUGCGAGCUCGAUCUUCAGCAUUGCUCGAGAUUUUCAUGAAUUGGGCACAAUCUGCUGUUGUUCGCGAUGAGAGCAGAGCUUUGAAAAGAUUCAAGACCCAGACGCAACAUGUGCGAAGUUCUGAAGAGAAGCUGGAGAAAAAGAAGCGACACUAUGCAGAUGUAGUGAAGGCUUUCGAAAAUGCUCUCGCUCUACUCAAUGAUUGA